This is a messenger RNA of Papaver somniferum (opium poppy), 627 nucleotides long. Its product is annotated as protein bfr2-like. Bases 1 to 627 code for a protein of 208 amino acids. NCBI's taxonomy places the organism in Eukaryota, Viridiplantae, Streptophyta, Magnoliopsida, Ranunculales, Papaveraceae. The record is from RefSeq and is a predicted model, not a curated record. The transcript is spliced from 2 exons.
AUGACGAACUCCGGUAACCCUUUUCCGGUUGAUCCUGCCAAUUCAACAGAAUACAACCAAGCCAAAAACCUUGCAUUUUCACUAGGAGAAGAAGAUUUAGAGAGAUUGAGGAAUGAGAUUCGGGAGGAGAUAAACAGACGGGCAGAGGAAUUGGCCCUUCGUCAGAGAGAGAAGGAAGAGAGGGAGAGAAGGAAGAGAGGGAGAGAACUUGAUGCUUUGGAUGCUGCUUGGAAGCCAAAGCAUUUUGCAAGGAGUGACUCUGAAGCAGAGGGUUCUCACGAUGGGUUUGAGUAUCCGGUUGAAGAAAUAAAUACAAAUGAAGAGGAUUCAGAUGUUGCAGAAGAGAAGAAGAGGAUGGAGAGGUAUUUUGAUUGGAAAAUUCGUAGGCGGUUUGAUCAUGAGAGAGCCAAUCCGAAGAUCUGUUCCAGGACCAUGCGUGAGGGAGAACCCAGCGAUGAUGAUGAAGAGCUUUUGGAUGCUGCAGGUGAUGAGGAUGACGAGGAUGAGGAUAGUGAUGAGAGUACUUCAUCUGAAGAUGAUCAAACUUUUCCUGCUUCAUCAGGCAGUAGUUACAGUGCACAAUAUGAGGAGGACGAGGACUGGAGUUACGAUGAAGAUGACUUUUAG